Colletotrichum truncatum is the source of this 978-nucleotide messenger RNA. RefSeq names its product mitochondrial 54S ribosomal protein uL4m. Gene Ontology annotation, biological process: translation. Gene Ontology annotation, cellular component: ribosome. The record is from RefSeq and is a predicted model, not a curated record. Gene Ontology annotation, molecular function: structural constituent of ribosome. Lineage: Eukaryota; Fungi; Ascomycota; Sordariomycetes; Glomerellales; Glomerellaceae.
AUGGCCGGCAAGGGAGUCAGAAGCCUCGCUGAGGCCAUGAGGGGCCUAUCCCUCUCGUCCCAGACGACAUGCAGAACGGCCAGCCCGGCAGCAUCAUUCCUCAGCUCAUCCAACUUUACGAGAUCAAUGGCCACCGAGGCGCCAUUGCCCGGCAUCACAACUUCCAUUCACUCUAAGCCCAACCAGAUCUGGACACCAACCACUUCCGUCCCCGUCACGAUUCACGCCUUCCCAACCCUCGAGCCUCAGUCCCUCGAGUCCUACUCGACAAAACACCUCUACCUCCCCCUCCGUCGCGAUCUUCUCCAUCUUGCCGUCGUUUACGAAGGCGAUUCCACUCGCCAGGGUACAGCCAGCACCAAGACGCGCUGGGAGGUUCGUGGUUCGCACCGCAAGAUCCACCCCCAGAAAGGUACCGGCCGCGCCCGUGCCGGCACCCGGCAGUCGCCCAUCCGUCGCGGCGGAGGUGUUACCCACGGUCCCAAGCCCCGUGACUUCAGCACUCGCCUGAACCGCAAGGUAUACGACGUUGCCUGGCGCACUGCUCUCAGCUAUCGCUACCGCCGUGGUGAGCUCGUCGUUUGCGAGGACGGCAUGGAGCUGCCUCUCCCUCUCGACUUCACUACGCUCGCCGAGCAAGGAUUCAUGGGCCCUCAAAUGGAGCAUGAAUACCGCCGCAAGUGGAUGCUUCAGGUCCUUGAGGCCAACCAGUGGGGUAAGGCUCAUGGCCGGACGCUCUUCGUCACAGCCGGUGAGAAGCCUAGGCUGUACAAGACCAUGGAGGCAGCAGGAGACCAGGGCAGGUGUCUCAAUGUCAACGAUGUAGACGUGAAGGACUUGUUGGAGACAGGACGUGUGGUGGUUGAGCGGGCAGCGCUCAAGGAGAUGCUCGAGGCGCACCAGAGCGACUUGGUCAGCAAGAUCUUCAUCAACGGCAUCACAAGGACGGGCCCGACUCUUGGUGAGUCGCUGGUGUAA